This is a messenger RNA of Eutrema salsugineum, 1503 nucleotides long. Its product is annotated as F-box protein At5g49610. Bases 264 to 1352 code for a protein of 362 amino acids. The transcript has a single exon. Gene Ontology annotation, molecular function: protein binding. The record is from RefSeq and is a predicted model, not a curated record. Lineage: Eukaryota; Viridiplantae; Streptophyta; Magnoliopsida; Brassicales; Brassicaceae.
UUUCGCUCAAUUUCUUUCCUCAGUGUCCAGUGAUCUCUGAAAUUGUUUUGUUUUCCUUCCUUUUAAUUUUGGCGUUUCAAAGAGAAUUUGAAACCGAUUCUCUAUAUCCUUGUAAUUCUGGUUCGAUCGAUGGGUAAUCGAAACACACAAUCUCUACGAUCAGGUUUCAAGUCUAGGGCUUUUCUGAUACGGUAAGACGAAUAAAUUUUAGGUUUUUAACCACUUUAGAUUCCUCUUCUCCUCGGUAUUCGAUUGAUAGGCCAAUGGAUAAUCGGAAAGGUGCUCUCUUUCCCGAUGAGGUGAUUCUUCAGAUUCUGGCGAGGGUACCUGUGAAAUCGCUGUUCCGGUUCAAAUCCGUUUGCAAAACUUGGUACAGAUUGCCUUCCGACAAUUACUUCACUACAUUGUACAACCAAGUGUCUGUAAAAGAGCAAAUGCUUGUCGCCGAGGUAUCGGAUUCUUCGGAAUCGAAAUCUAGCUUGAUCUGCGUUGAUAAUCUGAAGGGUGUUUCUGAGUUGUCACUGGGUUUUCUUAGAGAUAGGGUGAGAAUCAGGGUUUCGUGUAAUGGCUUAUUGUGUUGCUCUAGCAUUCCUGAAAAGGGCGUUUAUUAUGUCUGUAAUCCAUCGACUAGAGAGUAUAGGAAAUUGCCUAGGAGCCGAGAAAGACCCGUUACUCGGUUUUAUCCAGAUGGUGAGGCAACUCUUGUUAGCUUGGCUUGUGACUUAACCAGGAAGAAUUUUUACGUGGUCAUGGCUGGUUACCACAGGUCUUUUGGUCAGAGACCUGAUGGGACUUUCAUUUGCUUGGUGUUUGAUUCUGAGACCAACAAAUGGAGGAAAUUCGUUUCGGUGCUAGAAGAUUGUAGUUUCACUCACAUGAGCAAGAACCAAGUGGUGUUUGUCAGUGGGAGGCUUCACUGGUUGAUGAGUGGUUUGUGUUAUAUACUUGCACUUGAUGUUGAACAUGAUGUCUGGAGAAAGAUUUCUUUGCCUGAUGAGAUCAGAUGCGGGAAUGGUGGUAAUCGGGUUUAUCUCUUGGAAGCUGAUGGGUUUUUAUCUGUGAUUCAACUAUCAGAUGGGUGGAUGAAGAUCUGGAAGAUGAGAGACUAUGAGACUGAAAUUUGGACUGUUGUUGAUAGCAUAAGUCUAAGGUGUAUCAAGGGAUUGGUACCUGGAAUCUUUCCGAUUUGCCAGACCGGCGAGUAUGUGUUCUUGGCUACUCAUAAACAGGUUUUGGUGUAUCAAAGACGGAGUAAGUUAUGGAAAGAGAUGUUUUCUGUAAAAGGAAGCUCUUCUCUUCCUUUGUGGUUCUCAGCUCACGCCUUUCGCAGCACCAUAGCGCCCUGUAAUUAAGCUCUAUAUGUAUGCUUAUGUUGCCUCUUCUUCUACAUUUUUCUUGUUUGUUUUCUUGGAACUUGUAAGGCGCGUGUAAUUUGUUUCAAGGUUUUAGCUACACAAUUAAACUCGAAACUAGCUAAAACGAAUCAGAUUGCGAUUCUUUUAG